AAUAUGGUGAAAAUGGUGUUGCUGAUGGCAUCCGUAGAACUUCCAAUUUUUAUGAUGAUGAUGAAGAUUUGUACCGUGGCCACAGAAGAUUGGAAACUUGUUUUCAAAGUGGCAACUGGAGGUGUAGGUAGUUUUUAUGACCUCUACGUCGGAACUGGCACGCUAAAUAUGGACAAUAGUGCAGCACAAUCUCUAACAACACCAAUCAAAGAACAUUUCAAAUCAGACAUUAUAAAUUACUGGGAUUCACUACAGAUAGAUCAGGUGAGAGUCUCCGUAUACAAGAAUGGAUCCGAAAGAGCAUUUUUCCUGUUCAACGGAGUAGGGAGCAGUAAGACAAACUGGUUUGCGAAAAACAGAUUACUUAAUACCAGUUACACUGACCUUGACCAAUCAACAACAGCAAACUAUUUCAGUAUCAGCGGGCAUACGGCAUAUGUGGGUAAUUUACAGACUCAAUUUUACCGUCGAUUCUUCAUCAAUGCAAACUAUGCAGGAUGUUGUUGUGAUAAAGGCUGGUUGUUUGUAUCAGAUAUCUAUAGCUACGGGGAUUGUGACUGGGAACACUUGUACCUACCUCAGAAACCGUUUAUUGUCUUCAGUCCACAGUCUACAAGAAGUCAAUAUUCAAAUGACAGAAAUGAUAUUCUAGCAGACACCUUGGCAAUAUUUGUUAAAUUUGAUUCAUAUGAAUGUCCUGUCGUACAAUCAUCCCCAGUACAACUGAAUGAAAAUACCUACUGCUAUUUACCUCAAAACAGCGGUUCUUUACCGGAAACCACAACCAAGAUGGCUGUUGAACAUACUACAAUGGCCGAAAGUGUUCUCCAAGAUAAAGUAGCUAAGCUUAAACAAGAACUGACUGUUAAACCAAAGACUACAAAAAAGUAUUUGAGAUCGAUAGUGAGCGCUCCUGACGAGAGGUAUUCAUCCAGAGCCUUAGGGGUACUUGGUGGAGUUAUUAUUUCUGUUGCGAUUUCAUUCUUUGUGUUUCUAGACAUCAUCGGAUAUUUAUCUAGAGUUACUCAAUAAUCAAUAUUUAUGAUAUGUUAAUAUACCCGGUAUAUUUAGGACCGCAAUUGUACUCCGAACCGCGAUGUUAUGCUGACGUGCCACGGUUAGUCGCUGAAGUGCGUUUUUUCUAACAACGCUUCUAAAACCUAAUCCUUCAUUAUCGACGUUUAGGUG
This is a messenger RNA of Mytilus californianus (California mussel), 1188 nucleotides long. RefSeq lists its product as uncharacterized. The transcript has 8 exons. The record is from RefSeq and is a predicted model, not a curated record. NCBI's taxonomy places the organism in Eukaryota, Metazoa, Mollusca, Bivalvia, Mytilida, Mytilidae. The coding region runs from base 4 to 1032 and encodes 342 amino acids.